AGAAAUUGAGGUUAAAGGGAGUUCGAGUCCUCCCAAAUCUGGUGUCAAAACUAGACACGAGGAGUCAAUACGGAUUGUUGUACACCAUUCUUCAAGACUGCAGCCAUCCUGGAGUGGCUGGACUGAUGAUUUAUCUCUUAAAGGAACAAGUUAACCAAGCCCUUGGUUCGUCAGUAGAUGAGGCCUGGUUCCAAGGCAGUCGUCUGAUGUCAAUACUUCAGCUAGUUUUCAAACCUCCCUCAGAAGCAGGGACCGAAAAGGACCUGGUGCAAGAAACCGAUAGGAUUAUGGCAGCUCUUAAUUGCUUGAGGUUUAUCCUUCUUAGAGACGAGAGUGACAAGACAAGAGUUUGGGAAAACUUUACAGCCAUUGAAAAGGAUUUCAUGGAGCCUCUGAGACAGGUAUUAACAGUAACCAGAAUACAAUACCAAGCAGAGCUUACAAACAAGCGGGAUGAAAUGGCUGGAAAUAAAAGUAAAAAGGCGCAGCAGGGAAUAGAAUUUAGUGUUAAGAGUCCUGAUGGAAAUUCACUAGGACUAUUGCCACUCAGUGACCAGUGCGAGGCGCUGCAAUCUGGCCUGUACUCUUUGGACAUGAUGGAGAGUGUGUUGGCCAGAAUCUCAGAAAUUGCGAGCAGUAGAGCCAGAGGUGGAAAAUGAGAUUCCUUGGAGUCUGCGUCGCGAUGUGACCGGCGUGUUGCCUGCAGCGGGGUCAGUGUGGUGAAAGCUAAUGAAGAUUUUCCAAGACGUGGAAAGAUACCCGGAAUUUCGAGUGACACAGUUAAACAGUAUCAACUGUAUCAAUUAUCCAUCUCUGACUCGUAGCGGGUUGAAGACAACAUUCAAGUUUCAGAUAACAAUCACGCGCCCUUACCAAUCACGCGGUAGUGAACAGUCGAUAGGAACUUUCACAUGCGUGUAUAAACUAUGCAUGAACUGUUAAUGAACACUGAUUUCCUCGCGCAUUAUGAAAACGCUAAUCAAAGACAUUACACAGAGCUAAGGCAUCAGUGCGACAUUUUCGCCUCGAACGUAUUAAGAAGUGUCUCUCUCGGUACGCUCCAUGAUAGCUGUUACUUGGGUCAUUAAGAGGAGUGUCCAAGGGUGAUAGGGUAUUUUUGGGGCACGGGUCGGUUACUGUUGUACUGCAAGUAGAGGAGAAGGUGCUUUUCAAUUCUCUCCCUGGUCCUCACUAUACCAAUUCAAUUUAGGCAGCGCUCCAAGCAUAUUACACCCCCACCGUAGAAUCUCAGUAAUAGGCCCACCCAAAAAUACCCCCUUACCCUCCAACGAAAGCCCCUGACUCACUGUCCGGCGUAAAAAGCGCUCCCCUGAAUAUAGGCUCAUGGACUGAUAUUUAGUUUAACCUCCCCCACCCCCCACCUGAGACUUUUUAGAAAAAUGUUCAGGGACAUGUAAUGUCCACUUGGGCACUGUAGAGCUUCUCUUUUGCUUCAUAUCGUCAGUUCAGAGGGUUUUACCAAGUAUUAUUCUUAUUUUCACCAAAGCAAAAUUCAGAUGCAAGAUUCCUACCAAGUAUAAACCCAUACAAUUUUUUAAACGACAUAUAUAGUAAGUGUAAGACUCCUUUAAAUCGCGCCCACCUGAAAGUAAGAUCACCAUUUAAGAUGUUAAGCAAAAGUCUAGUCGAGAGCUCAUUAUAAGAAAAUUUAAAGGUAAUGUCAACAAGGUGUCUUAAAAAGUGUUAGCCCUUCCUUGGAAACCCAGAGACAAUUAAUUGAGGCGGGACGAAGUGAAUCGGGCAAAAAUUUAAAAGCACGCCAAUCUUGUAAACUUUUGCCGCCGCAAUUUUUGCCGGGUUUCGUCCAGCUGUUAAAUUUACAGUGGUCAAAGAAUGUUAAGGUGAAAACUUUCACACCCAUAAUUGUUUCCUGUUGCCCAUAACUUUACAAACAGCGGCCAAAAUAUAAGAAAAACUGAAGUGAUUAGGUGGGCUGAUAAAAAAGGACAUCUAACCGCUUUUCAGCUCAGCAACUGUCAAGCAGACGCUAAUUACAAUGGUGAUAUUAAAAUUUGAUACUUAUUAUUUGAUAACGCCGUUUCACAGAAGCGGCAACUUUCUACAUGAUAUUGAGUCCUAAGCAAGGACAAUACCGAUCUAGAUAAUGAACUAUAAACUAGUACAUAACCAGUGUACGUUUUUCUGAAAAUGAUGUUAAAAUCGGUCUAGUGCACUGAACCAACCAAUAAGGUUUGUCACAAAACGGCUUCGAAAUAAAGAAAUUUUAGAUAUCUUUGUUUCGUAUGAUGUUUAAGGUCCGACAGUGAGUGGGAAUCGAAGCCGGCUGCACCGGUAAGCGGAAAUAAUCAAGGAAGCAAACUGCUAGAAUGGAAGACAAAGACAAAGACGUCUGAUGGUGAAGAGAAUGAAAUAACCAGGUCUAUUUUGGGAUCGCAAACCGCUGAAGAACUGGAAAAUCAACAUAGUUCUGCAGUUAAGAAAAAAUGAACUAUCACAACCC
Molecule: messenger RNA, 2482 nt
Organism: Orbicella faveolata
Lineage: Eukaryota; Metazoa; Cnidaria; Anthozoa; Scleractinia; Merulinidae
Product: glomulin-like
Cellular component (GO): cytoplasm
Molecular function (GO): ubiquitin-protein transferase inhibitor activity
Source: RefSeq, a predicted model, not a curated record